Messenger RNA from Bursaphelenchus xylophilus (pine wood nematode), 1068 nucleotides. The record is from the annotation of a GenBank genome assembly. NCBI's taxonomy places the organism in Eukaryota, Metazoa, Nematoda, Chromadorea, Rhabditida, Aphelenchoididae.
AUGGGCAAACUCGCAGUUCAAGUGACAGCGGCCUUCUCGGCAUCCGUGGUGAUGUUCGCCAUCAUCUCCGCGGUCUACAUCUUCAACGACAUCAACUCCCUGUACGAUGAGAUUAUGGAUGACAUGGUCGAGUUCAAAACUAAUGCUGAUGAUGCCUGGACGAGGAUGAUGAUUGCUCGCCGACAACUUCGUCCUGCCUUGACCUUUGACGAGGUUGUUGGCCGACACAAACGUCAGUAUGAUGCCGCUACUGGAGGCUCUGCCGCUGCCGGAGGAGCAUCGGCUGCCGCUGGAAACGGGCAAUGCUCCAGCUGUGCCCGCAACGUCAACAACUGCCCACCCGGACCACCUGGACCCCCAGGACAGCCCGGUCUCCCCGGCACUCCCGGAACUCCAGGAGAGAAGGGUCAAUCCGGAACGCCGGGAACUGCUCAACUCGGAGAUUUCGGAGGUCCAAACGGCUGCUUCCCAUGCCCAGCAGGUCCAGUCGGCCCACCCGGCCCAGACGGACCACCAGGAGAAGCCGGAGCCAACGGACAUCCAGGAGAGAAGGGAUACGACGCCUUGCCCGGAGGUGUUGGACAACCAGGUCCAGUUGGAGAUGCGGGAACCCCAGGCGUGCCAGGAGCUCCCGGAAUUCCAGGUGUGCCCGGCGCCUCAGGACACCGAUCCAACCCCAUUCCUGGCCCUAAGGGACCUCUUGGCCCACUCGGUCCAGUCGGAGCUCCAGGCACACCCGGCCAAGCUGCUCCAGCUCCACUUCCCGGACCGCCAGGACCCCAAGGACCAAUUGGUCAGCCUGGGCAGAACGGACAAAAUGGACAACCAGGCACUCCUGGCCAAACCGGAAUCCCAGGCAAAGACGCCGCCUAUUGUCCAUGCCCAGAGCGUGGCGCUGCCGCUUUGUCUGCCGCUGGAAAGAGCCCGAGCGCUGCUGUUGGAGGCGCGCAAGGAAACAUUGUAUCUCCCGCUGCUCCAGUGGCUCCAGCUGCUCCCGUUUCUGGCGCUGGUGCGCAAUACAAGAGAAGAAAGAUGAUCCGUCAACGUGCUCGUCAGAUCCGUCAAUAG